UGAACAAAUUUAAGGUUCCUCUGCCACCAUGAAUGACAGGUACCACAGGGCGGCCCGGGACGGCUACCUGGACUUGCUAAAAGAGGCCACGCGGAAGGAUUUGAACGCCCCGGACGAAGAUGGAAUGACUCCGACGUUAUGGGCUGCCUACCACGGCAACCUCGAGGCGCUGCGCCUCAUCGUAGGAAGAGGGGGGGAUCCGGACAAGUGCGACAUCUGGGGGAACACGCCACUCCACCUGGCGGCCGCCAACGGGCACCUGAACUGCCUGUCCUUCCUGGUGUCGUUCGGUGCCAACGUGUGGUGCCUGGACAACGAUUUCCACACGCCGCUGGACAUGGCGGCCACCAAGAGCCACAUGGACUGCGUGCGCUACCUGGACUCCAUCGCCGCCAAGCAGACGGCGCUCAACCCCAAGCUGGUGGGCAAGCUGAAGGACCGAGCCUUCCGCGCCGCCGAGCGCCGCAUCAAGGACUGCGCCAAGAUGCAGCGCAAGCACCACCGGCGCAUGGAGCGGCGCUACCAGCGCGAGGCGUCCGAGGCCUCCGUCUCCGACGCCAUGAGCUUCUCCAGCUACACUAGCAGCACCCUCAGCCGCAAGCUGCCCCUGCCGCACCGCGGCACUGCCACCAUCAGCGUGCCAUACUCUCAGGCCACCCUGCACGCCACCGCCAGGGGCAAAACCAAGAUCCAGAAGAAGCUGGAGAAGAAGAAGCAGGGCGACGGGACCUUCAAGAUCUACGAGGACGGGAGGAAGAGCGUGCGCUCGCUGUCGGGCCUGCAGCUGGGCAACGACGUCAUGUUCCUGAAGCAGGGCACCUACGUCAGCCCGCGGGAGCGUCCGGGCCAGCGGCGCAACAUCCGCGACAUGUUCCCCCGGGACGAGGACGCGGUGUCGCGCGCCCUGAGCGAGCCGGGCCUGCACGCGGCGGCGGGGGGGCCGGGGGGCGACGCGGCGUUCUCCGAGGUCAGCGCCGACUCGGGCCGCGACUCGCUCUUCAACCGGCCGGGUCUGGGCACCAUGGUGUUCCGCCGCAACUACGUGAGCGGCGGGCUGUUCGGGCUGGGGGGGCGGGACGAGGGCAGCGUGGCGGGCAGCGACGUGCUGGAGCGGGCGGCCAGCGUGCGUCUGCGCAGCCGGCUGCGGCGGUCCCCCAGCCUGGACGACAGCAUCGGCAGCGCUGCCAGCCUGCGGGAGCGAAACGAGCGGGAGCUGCCCUGGGAGGAGGCGGAACUGGGCCUGGACGACGACGACGAGCCCGACACCGCGCCGCUCGAGGUCUUCCUGGCCGCGCAGAGCAUGAACGAGUUCGUCCCCAUCUUCCGCAGGGAGAAGAUCGACCUGGAGGCGCUGCUGCUCUGCUCCGACCUCGACCUCAAGAGCAUCCACAUCCCCCUGGGCCCCCGAAAGAAGAUUCUGGACGCCUGCAAGCGCCGGCUGGAGACUAUGGAGGAGCCCGACGGCAUCGAGGAUACAGAGCUGUGA
Megalops cyprinoides (Indo-Pacific tarpon) is the source of this 1486-nucleotide messenger RNA. RefSeq names its product Usher syndrome 1Ga (autosomal recessive) (gene ush1ga). Lineage: Eukaryota; Metazoa; Chordata; Actinopteri; Elopiformes; Megalopidae. Gene Ontology annotation, biological process: sensory perception of light stimulus; sensory perception of sound; equilibrioception. Gene Ontology annotation, molecular function: protein binding. The transcript has 3 exons. The coding region runs from base 29 to 1486 and encodes 485 amino acids. The record is from RefSeq and is a predicted model, not a curated record.